AAUCGAUGUUUUUCUCCACCUCUACCCGCCAACACAUCAACAAAUCGGUCUCAAAAUCGGGAGAUAUACAUUAGCUGUUGGGUGCCACUAUACCGCUACACCGCCUACGUCAGCAGACCACGUUGCACGUCGCUUGGAUUCGCCAAAGUCCUCCCCUAGCCCGCUACUGCGCCUCCGCCUGGACAUAAAAUGGCCAUCAAACCUGGCUUGGGUCGCAAGACCAGCAACAAGAACCCACCGAUCCUGAGCCACGAGUUCGUCAUCCAGAAUCAUGCCGACAUCAUCUCCUGCGUGGCCAUGGUCUUCGUCGUCGGUCUGAUGAACGAAUCAACGGCGGCGUUCGCCAGCGCCUUCAUCUCGCUGCAUCAUAAUGUUAGCGGGGAGGAUCCUAGCCGGGAGCAGCCGUACGGCAAGGCCUUCACCUACAUUGCCGGCAUCAAGGACUACUGUGCGAUAUUCUUCUACACCCUGACCUGCAUCAUCAUGCAUGCGAUUAUCCAGGAAUUUGUCCUGGACAAGAUCAGCAAGAAGAUGCAUCUCUCCAAGUUCAAGCUGGCCCGCUUCAAUGAAUCUGGACAGUUGGUUGCCUUCUAUCUGAUGUCGUUCUUUUGGGGCGCUCACAUCCUGGUGAAGGAGGGCUACCUCGGCCAGGUGGCCCAGCUGUGGGAGGGCUUCCCCGACCAUCCGAUGAGCUUCCUGCACAAGUUCUACUUCAUCAUCCAGCUGUCGUACUACCUGCACAUGCUGCCGGAGCUCUACUUCCAGAAGAUCAAGACCAAGGAGGAGCAGCAGCCAAAGAUCAUCCAUUCGGUCAGUGGCUUCACUCUGAUCGUCCUGGCCUACAUCCUUAGUUUCCAGCGUCUGGCCCUCGUCCUCCUCACCCUGCACUACUUCAGUGAGCUGCUGUCGCACGUCUUCCAGCUGAUCGGUGUCUUUGAUCGCGAGGAGCGCCUGGCCAAGCUGCGUGUGGUUAACAACGGUGUCUUCUUCCUCAUCCGAUUUGCCACCUCGGUGAUUGGUGUGCUGACCCUCUACUAUGGCAUUGGUGGAGCACGCUCUCUGCUCGCCCUGGGCGGCCUGAUCGCCCUGCAGGGCUAUCUGGUGUUCUCGUUCAUAACCGAGCAGCUGAAGGCGAAGCGGGAGGCCAAGAAGGAGGCGAAACGAGAGGCCAAGCUGGCGCUGCAGACCAAGAAGCCGGCCAAGGCGAUCAAGGAGAAGGUGAAGCGCAAGAAGGAGAGCGAUCUGCCCGAGGCGGAUCAGUCCUCUGCCAGUCCCAUCAAGCAGAAGGUUAAAUGAGAAGCGUCCAAGCCUCUCCACCAACAGCAACAAAAAAGCAACAAAAUCUUCCGCACACUUCCAACCACCAACAACACCGAUCCGAAGAAAGAUAGUAACAAGAAGUGAGAGAGAGCGCAGCACCAGGACAGAAGGAUUAGCCCGCCAAGGACUAAACAAAAAAAAAAAACACUAAACAGAUAUAUAUAUUUAAUUGAAGAAGCAAGCACCCAAGCAACCAUCCAACUACUGCCGGACUAUCCGGAAAUCUUUGUAAAUCUCGUCUUAGCUCAAGAACUACCGGAAACUGGAUACUGGAAACUGGAUACAUUUCUGCUGCAUUUACUUCCUCGAGACCGAAACACACACCAGCCACUAAUUCCUAGCCUAAAUGUUUUGUUUCAUUUUUAAGUUUAUCUAAUUUUUUUUUAAACAAAUUUUUUUAUUUUUAUAAAAACAAAAAAUAUAUAUAAAUAUAUAUAUAUAUAACAAAAAAAAAAGAAAGAAAGAAAGAGAAAAGUAAGAAUAUUGUAAUGUGUGUGUGGUUCUUAAUUAUUAUUAUUUUUUUUUGUGUAUUGUUCUUCCUUGAAACUUCCUUGAAAAAUAAGCAAAUUGUUCAAAAUGCUUACAAAAAUAAUUUAACAAUUUCCAAUCGUCCUAUUUGCAUGUACAACUAUUUUUUAUAAAACAAAAAAACAAACAAAAAAAAAAAAGCAUAAAAAACAAAUCACACAAAAAAUGAGAAGAGAAAUAGUAGAAGAAAGAUACGAAGAACCAGAACAAGAUUGUAAUGAAGAAAGAAAGCAAAUCAUUUGCUGAAUAUAUAAAAAAAUAUAUAUAUUUUGUAUAAGAAAACUGAAA
This is a messenger RNA of Drosophila ananassae, 2136 nucleotides long. RefSeq names its product translocating chain-associated membrane protein 1 (gene TRAM). Gene Ontology annotation, cellular component: endoplasmic reticulum membrane. Gene Ontology annotation, biological process: protein insertion into ER membrane; SRP-dependent cotranslational protein targeting to membrane, translocation. The record is from RefSeq and is a predicted model, not a curated record. The transcript has 2 exons. Bases 190 to 1296 code for a protein of 368 amino acids. NCBI's taxonomy places the organism in Eukaryota, Metazoa, Arthropoda, Insecta, Diptera, Drosophilidae.